AGUGACGGUUCUCCAAUCACAAACCGAGCAGCGAAAUCCCAAUUCAAAAAUCCCUCGGCAAACCCUCAUCAGCGAACAGCGCGCCGCGCCAGAUCGGACCGCCGCGCGCCCGCCGUAGAUGGAGGCGGCGCGGGAUUCGAUGGCGGCCCUCCUCGACGCCGGCCUCUUCGACUCCGCCCAGACGCUCGGAUGCUUUCUUGUGUCUUCUGGCGGCGCAAGUAACGAGGCCAGCAUGUCCAUGAAGGCAGAAAGCUUGGUCCUGCAUGGUGAUGCGUUGUAUGGGGAGAAAGAGUUUCGGAGGGCACUGAAUGUCUACAAGCAAGCUAUGCAAUGUAGCAAAAGUAUCCCCAGACAAGCUACAAGUACUGCCAGAAUCUCAGUUUCCACUACUGUCCGAUCAAAUGUUACGCCGUUCAAUGAAAAUGAGGUGAAGUCUAAAAUAGCUAUUUGCCAUUCUGCUCUACAUGAGUAUCGUGAAGCACUUCAAGAGAUGGAAGGGAUUCCUUCUAAAUUGAGAAGUCUAAAAAUGAAUCUGAUGUUAGGCAAGCUUUAUCGGAUAUCCAGAAAUAAUCGUGCGGCUGCUAUAUGUUAUAAAGAGUGUUUGAGGCAAUGUCCUUACAUAUUUGAGGCUAUUGCAGCUUUGGCUGAAAUGGGGCUUUCUUCGAAGGAGUUCUCUUUACUAUUUUCCCAAGCACCAACUAGAGGAGGCAAGCCACCAGUUGAUUUUUUAGACGCACAACGUUGGUGGAAUAGGUAUGUAGAGGCCCAGUGUUGCAUUGCUUCACAUGAUUAUAAAGGUGGCCUUGAUAUAUACCUGGAACUAAUGCAACGAUUUCCCAAUAAUGUGCACAUCUUGCUGGAAAUUGCGAAGAUUGAAGCCAUCAUAGGCAAAAAUGAAGAAGCAAUCAUGAAUUUUGAAAAGGCUCGGUUAAUUGAUCCAAACAUCAUGGCAUAUAUGGAUGAGUACGCAAUUCUCUUGAAAUUAAAAUCGGACUACACUAAGCUAAACAAACUGGUACAUGAUAUGCUGCAUAUUGAUCCUGCAAGACCAGAAACAUGUAUUGCUCUUGCAGCAUUUUGGGAAAGAAAAGAUGAAAGAAAAGCUUUGACAUAUGCUGAAAAGAGCCUCCGAGUUGACGAUAGGCAUAUAACCGGCUAUAUUAUGAAGGGCAAUCUCCAUCUUUCAUUGAAUCGACCAGAUCUGGCAGUAACAGAUUUCAGGGGAGCUCAAGAACUAAGGGCUGAUCUUCGCUCUUAUCAAGGUUUGGUGCGUGCUUAUCUAGCACUUUCCAAAUGCAAAGAUGCACUGUUCACUGCACGUGAAGCAAUGAAGGUUAUGCAUCAGUCUGCAAAAGCUCUGAAGCUAGUUGGUGAUGUGCAUGCCAUCAGUUCCACUGGGAGAGAGAAGGCAAGAAAGUUCUACGAAUCUGCUAUUCGUCUCGAACCUGGAUUUCUCGGAGCAGCAUUGGCAUUGGCUGAUUUGCAUGUUGCUGAAGGACGGAAUAAGGAGGCAGUUUUGUUGCUUGAAAGAUAUCUAAGACAAUGGGCCGAUGAUUCUCUACAUGUCAAGUUGGCCCAAGUAUUUGCAGCAACAAGUCUGCUUUCUGAUGCACUCUCCCACUAUCAAUCUGCACUAAGGAUAAACCCGCACAAUGAAGCAGCCAAGAAAGGAUUGGAGCGACUGGAGAAGCAAAUGAAGGGAGUAGACCCGGAUGCGCCUGAAGAUGAGGACGAGAACGAAGGUGACGAUGUCGAUGGUGACCAGGAUGACGCCGAGCUGCUGUAGGAACUGUGGAUUCAAAACGGCGUCACAUAUAUGUAUACUGGAGGUACCACAAAUGCGGAAGCUGUCAGCUGACGGAAGGGGGCUUGCUGUGUGGGGUGGGUUGGGGGUUGGUGCUUGGUAGGGUGGUGGCGCGGCAUUUUUGUGCUGAUGGUUUGGUCGCAGGAGUCGCAAGAGUGGGAAUGUCAUGCCACUGUCACGGGGUUACUCUUAUGUACGUAACUGGGCAGGAUAGGAGGUGUGACCUGUGUUGUUAUGCAUGGAAACCCUGUGAGGUGUGCUUGUUAACACUGCGUUUUCUAAAAGUAAAUCAUUUGAAUGGUCA
Messenger RNA from Hordeum vulgare subsp. vulgare (domesticated barley), 2108 nucleotides. RefSeq names its product anaphase-promoting complex subunit 7. NCBI's taxonomy places the organism in Eukaryota, Viridiplantae, Streptophyta, Magnoliopsida, Poales, Poaceae. Gene Ontology annotation, biological process: cell division. The transcript is spliced from 18 exons. The record is from RefSeq and is a predicted model, not a curated record. Bases 119 to 1786 code for a protein of 555 amino acids. Gene Ontology annotation, molecular function: protein binding.